This is a messenger RNA of Gadus chalcogrammus (walleye pollock), 4405 nucleotides long. RefSeq names its product gasdermin-E-like. The record is from RefSeq and is a predicted model, not a curated record. The coding region runs from base 163 to 1602 and encodes 479 amino acids. Gene Ontology annotation, biological process: programmed cell death. NCBI's taxonomy places the organism in Eukaryota, Metazoa, Chordata, Actinopteri, Gadiformes, Gadidae. The transcript has 10 exons. Gene Ontology annotation, cellular component: cytoplasm.
CGCACCCACGCUUCCGUCUUCGCUGUGGGCGGGGACUGUGUGGCUCUUUCAGCGAACCUUUGUCUCAAUGAUCUGUUGCUGAAAGUCUAAGUUCAGUCUAAGUGUCCUACGAAAGAUCGCAUGGACUGAAGAAGGAACACGAUUUCCUCACCUACCUCAACGAUGUUUGCCACCGCUACAAAAAACUUUGUAGAGGAGGUGGAUAAGGAUGGCGUCCUUAUUCCAGUGUCCAGUUUAAAUGACUCCAUUAAAAUAUUGUCAUUGGUUAUCAAGCGGAGGCGAUACUGGUUCUGGCAGAAACCCAAAUAUCUUGCCACAGAUUUUUGUUUCAAUGACAUCUUAAAGGGCCAGCCGAUACUGCCAGUUCUCACAGAGACAGACUUUAUCAAGUAUAAUGGAAGAUUCAGUGACAACAUGCAGGGUAAUAUAGAGGCUAAUCUACACCCUGAAGCGGUGAAUCUGAGCGUGGAGGGGAAAGAUUCCUCAAAGCUCCGGUCGGCCUUUGGCAGUUUAAAGAAAGAAGAGCUCGAUUUGCAGAAACUACUUCGAGAUUCCAAAGACAGGGUCCUGGACAUGUCUCACAGUCUAAUACAGCAGACUAAAGAGAAACGCAGGGAGGUGUUUGGGGUGGUGAAGGAGAGGAUUGAGACGACCCAGCCCUCCUCAGUCAUUGAGGAGGUCCAACAGACUGGAGCUCUAGGAGGACUGCUGAGCCUCUGUGGGCCCAAGGCCCUUAAGGUGUCCUUUAAAGAGAACGCCAACUUAGCUAAAGACAGCAAUGUGACCAUGGAGCUACCCCCACAUACAACCAUCGCUUAUGGGCUCAGUGAACUGGAAGUGAAGCCCAAUGGACACUAUGAGCUGUGUCUCAUGUCGGGCACUCAUGGGGGAUUUGAGGUGGAUGGAUCUUCAGAGGAACAAUUGGUUGGUGCCAUUGAUGGACACAAGAAUACAGCUAACAGUAACUGGCUCAAAGAAGAACUGGACAAGUUGGGCAGUCACUUCCAACUGCUGUCAGGUCUCAAGGCCUCUACCAGAUCCUCACUGUUCCAGUACUUCUGCUCAGUCCUGAAGGAGAGAGAGGCCGUCAGUCUACUGGAGAGUGUGCUCAACCAGAUGCGACAUGGUGAGCGGCCCCCUCUGGACAGUGGUCAGGCCGAUUCUCAGACACAGACUGUCCAGGCCUUACUUGAGGUCUUGGUGCUAUCUGGUGAGGAGAAGAGUGUGGAGACAGAGGACUUCAGCUGCACUCUGCUUGCUCUGCACCUCGUUAUCAGCGCCUUAGAUGAAAUGAGCGAUGACUGCCGUGCUGUCCUGGGGUCCUGCUGUACCCCCCAAGUGUUGAAGUCCCUGGACCUGCUGGUGCAGUGUGUCACCGAGGCUGGUGAGAUGUCUCUGAGCAGUGGGGACCUGGCUCCCCUCACUGGGGACACCUACCAGAGAACAGAGCUGCUGUUUGCCUCCUGCGGGGUGUCGCUGAAGAGGGAUGGAGAGCUGCUGCGGACAGAGGUCAGCCGCCAGCAGACAGACCCUACUCUUAUACUGUGUAUUGUUGUGAAAGGCCUCGCUGCAAUAUCUCACAGUGUUCAAUGCCACUUGUAAUCAUUUUAGUUACAUGUAUUUUGUUGAUUUUUACAAUGGUGGAUGUCAAUGUUUUCUAUGCAAAACAUGUUGCCCUGUUCAAUCUCAUUGAAAUGUUUAAUCAUUGUACAGCCCUAACAGCCCUAAAUCUGGCUAAGAACGAUGUUGUUUGGUCUCACCUGGCCCACAUUAUGCAACGUCAACUAAUUUAAAAAAGCCAAGAAUCAAGAGGGGAGAUUUUUUAAUAAAAUUUGUUGCCGCCUCUGACUUGUGUGGACUUAGGGAAACAUCGACCUACCGAUAAGGCACAUACUUGAAAAAAAAUAUUUUUUAAUAAUCUCCCGGUGCGCUAACUAGGUUGUUGAUGUUUUUUUUAAUGUGUUGGGACUCUAAUCAUGCUAGUGCAGAGAUUUGGUUCUAUUUUGAACAAUAUUAGUGGUUAGAAAAUGCAGAUUUGGAAGCGUUCACUCUGCCCCUAGCCAAUAACAUGGAAGCAAUUUGGGCAGUUACAUUGCUCAGAACAACUUUGGGCAAGCUCUAUAUUCGAUUAUCAACGUUAAGUUAUUUCAUGGGUUAAAUGGUGAAAAAGACCCUGGGUUAAAUUUUCGCCGGAAUUACACUUUUGAAGAAAAGUGAAACAGACUGCUCACCCUCACACUGGUCUGCCAUUGGACUUUCACUAAACAAGUUGUGAAAUUAGUUAACUAGUUAGGUCGAAUUCACACCCCCAGUGGCUACCAGUCUUCAGCACCGUUAAUCCUGCUGGCAUCGACAUUCUGCUCAAUAUUAAUGCACCAAUUUGUACCUAUUCUGCAUCAAUUUAUCAAUUGGUUCAAGCUAAUGUCGCAGCCAAUUCCACCACCAAUCAUUUGUUCAUACACAAAAGAAACUGCAGAGAUUGGUUUCUUUGAGAUUUUCUUGAUUUAGAAACAAACUAAACACAAACCCUGAACCCCUAACAGGGGAACCACUGCAGUGAACCCCUAACAGGGGGCCCACUGCAGUGUUAAAGCAGGGAGACAUCCUUGAGGCUCAGCUGCAGUCGACCACUCCUGUCGACCAUCUCAGGAUGUAGCUCAUGGUAUUACUGCGUCUGAGUCAGGCCUCUCAGUUCCCCUCAAGGGCGAUGAGCACGGUACAAACAGAUAAUAACUAAGGUCUUAGUUAUUAUCUGAGUGCACCCUAAGGGUGCACUCACACGAGGCCAUCUAGCCGUGGCCGUUGGCCGUUUUCACACCUUGCUCAAAUUGCCCCAUUGUUCUCUGGCCUGCACUCACACUAGGCCAUCUGGCAACAAGAGUGACGCGCCGUUGCUAUGGAUUACGUCAAUUCUCGUGCACGAGUUUAGAAGCGGUCAGUUCGGUGAUUGGUUGUUCAGACGAGCCCACUAAAUCACCGAAAAACAAGGAAAUAGCCUAUGCUAGAAAUGAAUUCCUAUUAAGUAGUUAUAGUGCAGUUAGCAGAAUACACGCAUGAUGACAAUUUUGUGCAGACCACGAUAAUGAAGUUGUAGCCAGCACGUUCAAGAGAGAUACGUUAAAUUGAAAAUAAAAUAAAUGUUAUGAACUACACAAGUGUUGACUGAUUUGUGCCAAGGUGUUUACCUAAAAUGUGUUUUCAAAGUGAUCCCUAAAUGCCAGUCCACUCGGUUCCACACGGCCAAAUUCAUUGUCAUGUUGAUCGCCAUCAUCAUAAUCAUCAUCGUCUGGCUAAGGAAUGUUCCUCUACUUGCAGGGGUUGUGUAGAAUGGCACAUACAGUGAUUACUGUGCUUGCCCUCUCUGGGGUGAGGCGUAUUUCGCCGUGGAGGACAUGAAACCGACGUUUCAUCUGCCCAAUUCCUCUCUCCACAACAUUUCGUGUAUGUUUGUGUGCUCUAGCAUAUAUGGAGGAAAUCAGUAAACAAAAAUAAAUAUGGAUUCAACAAAUAAAAGGCGUCAAUUAAAGAGCCAAUACGAUAUGUUUUACGCAUAGGACUAAGCGUAAUCUGCGUAAUCACUUACAUGUUUUACUUUAACUGUGCUCCCGGUUGUGGAUUGAGGUAGGGUGUCUAGAGCCACGUCUUGCAUGGAUAGUCACUGUCACCCAGCAAGUGACACCCAAUUGGUACAUCUCAAAAAGCUGCCUCAGACCACUCACCAUUAAAAUGCGGGAAUCAUGGGUAGCUGAAGCUCCAGGCCACUUUGCAUCAACAUCCAGUAGGCUAUGUUAAAAUUUGCAUCAAAAACAACCUGCGUGUUGAUGGAAUGCACUUUCUUCCUAUUGACGAACACGUCCUCGUCUUUUGAUGGCGCAAUUAUUUUUAUGUGUGUCCCGUCAAUAGCAUACCGACCACACCGGGCAUACCUGCAAUUGCCAUGAAGUUGGCUUUGAUCCUGUGUAAUUGUUGAAUGUCCAAAGGAAAGUUUAUGCCACGGCUGACUGAUGGUUGCGAUAUUUUUAAAUCGUCGGCAUUGCAAAGUUGCAUUUCCCCUGUUGCUAAAUAACGUAGUGUGGCCAAACAUUUUAUUUCGGGACUAAUCUGAUUUUUCCUGUUAGUAGGGGAUGUUAAUGCAUCUAACUCCACAACAAGUUGAAUAAUCUAACAUUUCGUCUCGCAGGCAUUUUACGAUUCUUUGUGAAUAGGUCUUACUGAGUUAGGAGUCCUCUUGAGGACUUUUAAGCUCUCCUAGACUUAGGUGCUACCUUUAGGCCUAAAAUACUUUGUGAAUUGCUCUUAGUGAAAAAAGUUAGGAGUCCUAAAUGUAAGUGUGACCCGCCCAUUAUUUUUAAGAGUUACUCCUAAAUUCGCCAGUUAGGACCUACUUUUAGCUCUAAGAUCCUUU